AUGGAAAGAUCAAUUACAGCUUUCUCGUUUGCGCUGCUUGCUUCUUUAACUUCAGCACUAGUCCUUGUGGUUCAAGCCCAACCAGGUUUUAUCAGCAUCGAUUGUGGGGCACCCAAUGACUACACAGAUGAAAACACUAAUAUGACAUAUAAAGUGGAUGAUGGGUUCAUAGGCUCUGGGAAAAACAUGUCAAUAUCCGGGUUGAUAUAUCAAAGUAAUCUACGGUGUACAAAUUUAAGGUUUUUUCCGGAUGGAUUGAGGAAUUGUUACACUUUGAGACCAGACCAAGGCAAGAAUGGAAAAUACUUGAUUAGGGCAUUAUUUUGUUACGGGAAUUAUGAUGGGAAGAAUCAGGCUCCUUUAUUCGACCUAUACAUCGAUGUUAAUUAUUGGGCCACGGUGGGUGCCUCCUCUGCUAUUGUCGAAGAGAUCAUUUAUGUGCCCAAGGCAGAUGACAUACGAGUGUGUCUUGUGAAAACUGGCAACGGAGUGCCCUUUAUUUCGGCAUUGGAACUAAGAGCUUUGGACGAUGACGUCUAUCCACUGGAAUCUGGGUUCUUGCAAUUAAGUACGCGGAUCAACCUGGGACAAACCUCGGUGGUAAAUUGGUUCAGGCGCCAGUCGUGGACAACAGAUGCACAACCGACCAACGAUGCGACAUCAUUGCCAGGGGCACCACCGAAGAUAUGGAUUGUGUACUUACAUUUCAUGGAGAUUGAGAGACUGAGUGGCCCGCAGAGGGAGUUCACAAUUUCCAUGAACGAUAAUCAAUUCGCGGAGACGGUGAGCCUUGAAUACUUAAAGCCAGUGGUUGUAGUUUCUCGUCCAGUUAAAUGGCCAGUUAUCACCCUCUCGAUUAAUUCGAUGAAUAAGUCUGGAAAUCCACCGAUCCUCAAUGCCAUGGAGAUCUAUAACGUUGUUGAUCUUCCAAAUGUACCCACAGCACAUGAUGAUGGAGACAUAGGCUAUAGAAAUACCACCCUAAUAUGUGGAAACAUUUUGCUUUUGGCUAUUCCCAGAGAUUUGUCCAACAAUCAGCUUACGGGAGCAAUACCAAAAACUCUAGCUGAAUUACCACAUCUUAGCUUUCUAAAUUUAAGUGGAAACAACCUGACUGGAUCAAUUCCUGAAGCUCUUAAGAAUAGGGUUCGGGACAGUACUUUAAACAUGAGUUUGACAGGAAACGUGCAUCUUUGCCUGGCUGAUCCUUGCCCACGUAAGAAGAAACAAGAGACCAUACUUGUUACUGUUACAUCAGUUUCAAGCUUCUGUGGGGCUCUCUUUAGUGCUUUGGCAAUUAUUUGGUUAAUCAAAUGGAAACAGACUUGUUCUAAAACUAGUGAGGCAUUUGAACAAAUGCCAGAAUCUAGUGAGAGGACACCGAGAUUAAAGAAUCGACCUUUUGAGUAUGGAGAGGUCUCAAAAAUCACUGGGAACUUUGGACAAGUGAUAGGUAAAGGUGGAUUUGGAAAUGUAUAUCUUGGCACACUAGAUAACGGCACCAUGGUUGCUGUGAAGAUGCUCUCUGAAUCAUCAAAACAAGGGUACAAAGAAUUUCAAGCUGAGGCACAACUCUUAGCGAUUCUACACCACGGAAAUUUGGUUUCCUUGUUUGGAUAUUGCGAUGAUUCCAAGCACAUGGCAUUAGUAUAUGAAUACAUGGCCAAUGGAAAUUUGAGGCAACAUUUGUCAGAGGACCAUCCGAAGAUCUUGACAUGGAGUAAGAGACGACAAAUAGCUGUGGAUGCAGCACAAGGUUUGGAUUAUUUGCAUAAUGGUUGCAAGCCACCCAUCAUCCAUAGAGACUUGAAGACUUCAAACAUUUUGUUGAAUGAAGACUUCCAAGCCAAAUUAGCUGAUUUUGGCCUAUCAAGAGCUUUUGCAUCUGAAAAUGACUCUCAUGUGUCAACUCGUCCUGCCGGCACCUUUGGCUACCUCGGCCCCGAGUUUCAAUCUUCUGGAAAUCGUGACAAGAAGAGUGAUGUUUACAGUUUCGGAAUUGUACUCUUUGAGUUAAUCACAGGCCAACCUGCAGUAAUGAGAAGCCAGGAUGGCUGCGACUUCAUUCACAUACUUGAAUGGCUAAUUCCCAUCAUUGAAAGUGGUGAUAUACAUAGGAUUAUGGAUCCUAGGUUACAAGGAAAAUUCAACAUCAACUCGGCUUGGAAAGUGGUGGAGAUUGCUAUGUCUUGUACACAACCAAGGGCGAUUCAAAGGCCAGACAUAAAUCAUGUAUUGGCAGAGUUGAGGGAGUCUUUGGCUUGGACUGCUGAUUUCUUGGGCGAAGUUGGGCUGAACUUCACGUGGACUCUCUUUGGAUGGGCUGGAAUUACACGAACUGGGCUGCUGAUUGAAGAUGGGCUGUUCGGCUUCGCUGGAAUUUGCUGGGCUAAUCCACGAGCGAAGAUGAGAGCUGCUGGGCCGUUGCUGCGGGCGGGCUGA
This is a messenger RNA of Eucalyptus grandis, 2442 nucleotides long. RefSeq names its product putative leucine-rich repeat receptor-like serine/threonine-protein kinase At2g19230. NCBI's taxonomy places the organism in Eukaryota, Viridiplantae, Streptophyta, Magnoliopsida, Myrtales, Myrtaceae. The coding region runs from base 1 to 2442 and encodes 813 amino acids. Gene Ontology annotation, biological process: protein phosphorylation. The transcript is spliced from 13 exons. Gene Ontology annotation, molecular function: protein binding; protein kinase activity; ATP binding. The record is from RefSeq and is a predicted model, not a curated record.